AUUUUUUUUUUUUUUUUACAGAAAUUUAGAAAUUGGAAAAUUUUUUUGUUAUAAUGUCUACUGAUAAUUGUAAUUGUAAAGAUGUUGUUAUUGUUGAAGGAAUUUUCGGUGAAAUAUUUGCAGAAAGUACAUCGAAAGUAUCUUUAAAAUCGUCAGUACAAAAUCAAUUUGAAUUGGAGGAAUCAUUAUCCCAAUGUGGUGAAGGAGAUCAAUCACAACAAGGAGGAGUAAAAAUUAAAUCUUACACAAUGACAAAUUGUAAUCGAAUGGAAGUUGUUUUAAUUUCUUGGGGCGCGACAAUUGUAUCAUUAAAAUGUCCAGAUAAAUUUGGUAGAACUGCUGACAUUGUUCUUGGAUUUGAUGACAUAGAAAGCUAUAUAGAUCCUGUUAUUAAUCAGUACAUUGGAUGUAUUCUUGGAAGAUAUUGUAAUCGCAUAAAAAAUGGUUCAUUUACUAUUAGAGGAAAAGAAUAUCAGUUAUCUAAAAAUGAUGAAAAUAAAAAUCAUCUUCAUGGUGGGGUAAAUGGAUUUGGCCGUCAAUUAUGGAAUUCUCAUAUUGAUGGUUGCAGUGUUGUUAUGAGUUAUUUAAGUGACGAUUUUGAAGAAGGUUAUCCAGGAGCAUUAUUAGUCACUGUUCGAUUUACAUUGAAAUUUGAUAAUAAAUUGGAAAUUUCUAUUCGAGCAACAACAACAAAAUCUACAAUUGUCAAUUUGUCGUCAGCUUCUUAUUUUAAUCUUGCUGGCCACGAUGCUGGUGAAAGUGAAUUAAAAAAUCACAAAAUAUCAUUAAAUUGUGAUCGUUGGACGUUUGCUGAUUUUUCGGAUCCUGUACCAUUGGGUGCCAUUCGUGGAGUUGGUGGAACUGUUAUGGAUCUUCGAAUUCCUCAACUUUUGGGAAAUAUUAUGUUUAAUAUUCCCGAUGGUCAAGGAUAUGAUCAUAAUUUUUGUGUUCUCAAAAGUAGUCAAUUUGGACCUUCAUUUGUCGCAAGAGUUUUACAUGAAAAAACUGGAAGAUUUUUAGAAAUUUAUUCCGAUCAACCGGGAGUUCAAUUUAACACAGGUGGUCGUCUACCUCCUUAUUCAUGUGAAGAAAAAUCUCUUGAUUCUAAAUCUAUCAAAUCAAAAAUGGAGAAUAUAAAUUCUACAUUAACGAUAAAUGAUAAAGAAAGUGGUGAAAUAAAUUCAGAGAAUAAUUUCGAAGAUGAGAAAAUAAGUCAAAUCGAAUUUGAGAAUGAUAAAAUAUCAUUAAUUAAAAAUCUUGAAUUUAUACCAGGCAAGAAUGGUGCUCGUUAUAAAAAAUUUUGUGCUUUCAGUAUACAACCUCAAAAUUAUCCCAAUGCUAUUAAUAUCCCUCAUUUUCCUUGUUCUAUUCUUCGGCCCGGACAAAUUUACUGUAAUGAUAUUAUUUAUAAAUUCGGAGUACAAUUAUCAAAUUAUAUGUAAUUUUAUCAAUUGACAAGUAAGUGAACGAUUUAUAAAUAUUUAAUUAUUACAAGUAUUAUAAAACAAAAUGUUUAGGAAUUUACUCUAAUGAUCAAUAUAAUUUAAAAUAUGAAUAUAUUUCUAAAAAUACUAGGAAAAAUUUUUAAUAUUUAUUAUUAAAAAUUUUCUUUUUCUAAGCCAAAAAACAUUAAUUUAACUCUGUUUUAUUGACAAUAUUAAAAUUUAUUAAGCAUUUGAAAUUUGAAAUUGAAAUUAAAAUUGCGCCAAAUAAUUUAAAUUUUCCGAACAAAUAAAUCUACUACUGACUCUCUGAUUGGCUCUCACUGGCUGCCUGUGCAGGCAGCCAGAGGUGUGAAUGCGCCCUUAAUGUUGAUUCCCGUGCACAGCGCACGUGCCAAGUUCGGUUAACUCGUUAAGUUUAUUUUUAAGUGAAUAUGUGCAAAUAACAUUAUUUGGAAGUAAUAUUUAUUAUUAAAAAAUUGUCAUACCAAAAACUUACACUUUUUGUUAAGUAUUAAAGCUUGAGGACCUGCAGCACCCUCGAUUGGUCCAGAAUAAGCGUUUCCCGGUGCACCAGCAGCAAUUGUUUGAGAAUCGUACUCAUAUUUCAUUGGGGUUGUCGUGUGAGCCGUGGCACUAAGAGGCGAUCCUGUAUUUGCAAAAAAAAAUUAAGUAAGU
Messenger RNA from Leptopilina boulardi, 2120 nucleotides. RefSeq names its product galactose mutarotase-like. The record is from RefSeq and is a predicted model, not a curated record. The transcript is spliced from 10 exons. Gene Ontology annotation, molecular function: carbohydrate binding; aldose 1-epimerase activity. The coding region runs from base 54 to 1442 and encodes 462 amino acids. Gene Ontology annotation, biological process: beta-D-galactose catabolic process via UDP-galactose, Leloir pathway; glucose metabolic process. NCBI's taxonomy places the organism in Eukaryota, Metazoa, Arthropoda, Insecta, Hymenoptera, Figitidae.